AUGUGGUCCUCGCUCGUACCUGGGGAUCGUGCCAUCGUCAGCAUGGUGGCGUUGAACUCCGGCACCGAGGAGCCUGCUCCCAGUUCGGGGUUGCUGGACCUGUCCGAGCCCUCCGCCCAGCGUCGCGUGCAGCUCCCCGCCGCCGCGCGGCCCUCCACCCCCACACCGCGCUACGUCUGGCGCGUGGCGCUGCGUGCGCUCUCCAACCUGCGCCUGGCCAUCGCCGAGCUGGCGGUGAUCGCGGGGCUGUCGGCCUGCGGCACGCUGGUGGACCAGGGCCAGUCCCCCGCCUACUACGUGGAGCACUACCCACUGGGCCAGGUCUGGCUACCCUGGCCCAUCAUCCUCCCCCUCCAGCUGGACCACAUCUAUAGUGCGCCCUACUUUCUUGGCCUGCUGGGCCUGCUGGGCGCCUCGCUGACGGCCUGCACCACCACCACGCAGUGGCCGCAGGCCCGCGUCGCGCAGCGCUGGCGCUUCAAGCCCGGCGUCGAGGCCCUGCGCGCGCUGCCCGCCGUGACCGAGAUGGAGGGGCACAGCGUGCGCAGCGUGGGGCCACCUCCACCCAAGGCGUUGAACUCCGGCACCGAGGAGCCUGCUCCCGGUUCGGGGGUGCUGGACCUGUCCGAGCCCUCCGCCCAGCGUCGCGUGCAGCUCCCCGCCGCCGCGCGGCCCUCCACCCCCACACCGCGCUACGUCUGGCGCGUGGCGCUGCGUGCGCUCUCCAACCUGCGCCUGGCCAUCGCCGAGCUGGCGGUGAUCGCGGGGCUGUCGGCCUGCGGCACGCUGGUGGACCAGGGCCAGUCCCCCGCCUACUACGUGGAGCACUACCCACUGGGCCAGGUCUGGCUACCCUGGCCCAUCAUCCUCCCCCUCCAGCUGGACCACAUCUAUAGUGCGCCCUACUUUCUUGGCCUGCUGGGCCUGCUGGGCGCCUCGCUGACGGCCUGCACCACCACCACGCAGUGGCCGCAGGCCCGCGUCGCGCAGCGCUGGCGCUUCAAGCCCGGCGUCGAGGCCCUGCGCGCGCUGCCCGCCGUGACCGAGAUGGAGGGGCACAGCGUGCGCAGCGUGGCGAGCCCCGUAGCGCUGUACGCCUUCAAAGGGCUGGCGGGGAAGCUUGGGCCCAUCGGGGUGCAUGCCUCCAUGCUGGCGGUGCUGGCCGGGGUCAGCCUCGGCGCGGCGGCGGCGCACGCUGCGGACCUCAAGUUUGACGCCUUCCAGAUAGACUACCGGGACGACGGCAGUAUUCGCCAGUUCGUCACCAGCAUCACAGUCCUCGAGGAAGGAGUGCCGGUGGCUCGCCAGACCGUGAGCGUGAACCAGCCGCUUCGGUACAAGGGACUGACGGCCUACCAGACAGACUGGGCCCUGGCGGCCGUGAGGGUGUCGGCCCUGCCCCUGAGCGACGCUGCCUUGGGACCACAGACGGGCACCGCUCUUUCUCGAACGCCACCUGAUGAAGCCGGUGUCUCGGAGGGCCAGGGAAAGCCAGUACCCAAUACCCCGCGGCAGCCGGUCCAACUGUCUCUUCCCAUGGCCCAGCUGGCGGGGGAGAGCCCCGAAAGCAAGCUGUUCGGCACCUUCCUGCCCCUGUCCACGCUGGGCCUGCCCGCGGAGGACGGCGCGCCGGGAUCAAACCCGCGCGGCAUCUCCCUGCUGGCGCGGGAUCUCCAGACGGUGGUGCUGUACGACGGCAAGGGGGCCUUUGUGGGGGUGAGGCGCCCGGGGUCAAACCUCCCCAUCACGGUGGAGGGAGUGGAGCUCCGCAUCGGCGCCAUCACGCCCUCCAGCGGCAUGCAGCUGAAGAUUGACCCCGGGGUCCCCUUGGUGUACGCUGGCUUCCUCGGCCUGUGCAUUACGGUGGUGGUGUCCUACCUGUCCCACUCCCAGCUCUGGGGCGUGGCGACCGAGGACGGCAGCGUGCUCCUCGGCGGCAGGACCAACCGCGCCCUGCAGGCCUUUGCGGAUGAGGUGGUGGCGCUGGGCGGAAAGCAGGAGGAGGAGGACCCCGAGGUGGCGGCGGGGGAGCAGGACCGGAGCAGCUCCUGGUACUGA
Auxenochlorella protothecoides is the source of this 2058-nucleotide messenger RNA. RefSeq names its product Cytochrome c biogenesis protein CCS1, chloroplastic. Lineage: Eukaryota; Viridiplantae; Chlorophyta; Trebouxiophyceae; Chlorellales; Chlorellaceae. The record is from RefSeq and is a predicted model, not a curated record. Bases 1 to 2058 code for a protein of 685 amino acids. The transcript has 7 exons.